AUAGUGGCUUUCAUCCUUGCCCUUAAUGCCGUAUCGGAGCAGGAUGAUAGUAGAUUAACCCGUGGUCACGACGACAUUUUAACCCGUUACUCAGCCAUAGAACACAUAAUUAUAAAAGACAUGGCGAAGUCAGAGAAAUGGUAUAGUGAAGGACUGUUGUUUUUCAAUGCAUCGUUGAUACUAGUAUCAGUGGCGCCCUUACAAUCAAGUGCAAGGACCAACUCGUUAGUGUCUUACAGAGAAGCAUUAGAAAAAACACGUGAAGUUCAGAAAUCUCUUGCAGCCCGAAAUUCACACACCGAUUCAAGAUUCUUCGAACGCCAUCGACAUCCUGGACGCCACGUGUGCGCCCGUAGUCAUGUUGUCAACACACCUGUAAGGCAUAUGGAGUCUUACCGAAAACCUGUGUAUAAACGUCAUAGACAUGCCUGUGACGUCAAACCAGAUCAGACAUGCACAUCCUACAGAGUAGCAUAUGUAACAUCCUACCGUUCUGUCUACAAAACUACCUCUCACACGGAGACUGUGUAUCAAUGUUGCCCAGGAUGGACUCGUAGUUCUCCACAUGCACGUGACUGUAUGGAAGCUAUCUGUUCGCCUCAAUGUAAAAAUGGAGGGAUUUGUACGAAACCAAAUCAGUGUUCUUGUACACCCGGCUGGACCGGAUACGCUUGUGAAACAGACAUCGACGAAUGCCUGAAGAAGGAUGAAAAGUGUGCACAGAGAUGUAUAAACAUCCCGGGAAGCUACAGCUGCGAAUGUCAUAAAGGAUUUACUUUACAGAACGACGGAAAGUCUUGUAAAAUAAGUCUUCACAACGAUCCAGACUACCACAGAUUUAUUCUUGGCUAUGAGGAAUUGAACCAGAGAGUUGUCGUGUUAGAAAAG
Molecule: messenger RNA, 888 nt
Organism: Limulus polyphemus (Atlantic horseshoe crab)
Lineage: Eukaryota; Metazoa; Arthropoda; Merostomata; Xiphosura; Limulidae
Product: epidermal growth factor-like protein 8
Exons: 7
Biological process (GO): anatomical structure development
Cellular component (GO): cell surface; extracellular region
Molecular function (GO): signaling receptor binding; calcium ion binding
Source: RefSeq, a predicted model, not a curated record